AUGUCCGUGGUUGGCUCUCUUAUAUUCUGCGUGGACUGUGGAAAUUUGCUAGACUCCGUGUCAGCAGCACCUACCUUGGACUGCGGUAAGUUUGCAAACCUUAAGGUGGUGACCAAGUCGUCUGAGGAUGCUUUCCCAUCCGCACUCAGAAUGAAGAAGUCUGUGGUGAAGACGUCGUUGAACAGCGAGGAGCUCGACGAAGGUGCUACUAUCAAAGAGAAGUGUGUCAAGUGUGGCCACGAGGAGAUGCAAUACCACACGCUCCAGUUGCGUUCUGCCGAUGAGGGUGCAACUGUCUUCUACACCUGUACCAACUGUGGUUACCGUUUCAGGACCAACAACUAG
Molecule: messenger RNA, 345 nt
Organism: Candidozyma duobushaemuli
Lineage: Eukaryota; Fungi; Ascomycota; Pichiomycetes; Serinales; Metschnikowiaceae
Gene: RPA12
Product: DNA-directed RNA polymerase I core subunit
Exons: 2
Coding region: 1-345 (114 amino acids)
Biological process (GO): termination of RNA polymerase I transcription; DNA-templated transcription
Cellular component (GO): RNA polymerase I complex
Molecular function (GO): DNA-directed RNA polymerase activity; zinc ion binding; nucleic acid binding
Source: RefSeq, a predicted model, not a curated record